Messenger RNA from Equus quagga, 939 nucleotides. RefSeq names its product olfactory receptor 4N4C. Lineage: Eukaryota; Metazoa; Chordata; Mammalia; Perissodactyla; Equidae. Gene Ontology annotation, biological process: G protein-coupled receptor signaling pathway. The transcript has a single exon. The record is from RefSeq and is a predicted model, not a curated record. Gene Ontology annotation, cellular component: membrane. Bases 13 to 939 code for a protein of 308 amino acids. Gene Ontology annotation, molecular function: olfactory receptor activity; G protein-coupled receptor activity.
UAGGCAGAGGAGAUGGAGAUAGAAAACAGCACAGUAGUGACAGAAUUCAUCCUUCUUGGUCUGGCCCAGUCUCAAAAUAUUCAAUUCAUGGUCUUUGUGCUGAUCUUAAUUUUCUACCUCAUCAUCCUCCCUGGAAACUUCCUCAUCAUCCUCACCAUAAGAUUAGACCCUGGCCUCACAGCCCCCCUCUACUUCUUUCUGGGAAACUUGGCCUUCCUGGAUGCAUCCUACUCCUUCAUUGUGGCUCCCAGGAUGCUGGUGGACUUCCUCUCUGAAAAGAAAGUAAUCUCCUACAGAGGCUGCAUCACUCAGCUCUUUUUCUUGCACUUCCUUGGAGGAGGGGAGGCAUUACUCCUUGCUGUGAUGGCCUUUGACCGCUACAUGGCCAUCUGUCGGCCUUUACACUAUUCCACUGUCAUGAACCCUAGAGCCUGCUAUGCCUUGAUAUUGGCUCUGUGGCUUGGAGGCUUUGUCCACUCCAUUAUCCAGGUGGCCUUCAUCCUCCGCUUGCCCUUCUGUGGCCCAAACCAACUGGAUAAUUUCUUCUGUGAUGUGCCUCAGGUCAUCAAGCUGGCCUGCACAGACACCUUUGUGGUGGAGCUCCUGAUGGUCUUCAACAGUGGCCUGCUCACCCUCCUGUGCUUCCUAGGGCUUUUGUCCUCCUACGUGGUCAUACUCUGCCAUGUACGUCGGUCUGCUUCUGAAGGGAAGAACAAGGCCAUGUCCACCUGUACCACUCAUGUCAUUAUUAUACUUCUCAUGUUUGGACCUGCCAUCUUCAUCUACACUCGCCCCUUCCAGGCCUUACCAGCUGACAAGGUGGUUUCCUUUUUCCACACAGUGAUCUUUCCAUUGAUGAAUCCUGUGAUUUAUACCCUUCGCAACCAAGAAGUGAAAUCUUCCAUGAGGAGGCUAUUGAGUCAGCAUGUAGUCUGCUGA